CAGCAUAAGAUCCCGAGGCAUAGGGUUCAUUUCGAGGAGGUUUGUAUGUCUUUGAUCACCGAGGAUUGUCCUGUUGAAGGUUUUAGCUACAAGGUGGUCCGUGGGGAGUGUGUUUCUUAUGCGGCGCAUAGUAGUAAGGUGAGAGUGGAGAUUUAUUCUUCUAAGACCACCACGUGGAGCUACUCUGAGCUGGCUUGCAAUGAGGCGGUGUCUCUCACUCCUUGGACUGCAGGGAGAGUGAUUAAAGGUGUGGUGUAUUGGCACGCCACGGGAGGUAAAGUUGCCAUCUAUGACACAGAAGAUGAGGAGAAAAGGAUCGAUGUGAUAAAGCUUCCCAAGACGUUUAACUACGAUGAGCAGGUUCUGGGAGAAUCCUCUGACGGGUGUUUGCAAUACGGAUGGAGUAAUAAGUCUGUGAUGGAGAUAUGGAAGCUGGAGAAGGUAGGCGAGGUUCUUGAGUGGACCAUUCAGUUUAAGGUGAAUUUCAAGGCCAUGUGGAGGUUGAACCCGGUGGAGUAUGCGAGGUUCAGCACUAGGACUAAAGAGACGCAGCUGCUUGCGUUCUUCAACCAAAACUCGGACUCGGUUUUCAUCAGAUGCGACUCGCACAUCUGCGUGUUUGACACGAAGACUCAGAGGGUUGAAGAGGUUCAGUACCAAGGACGUGGGUCUUCGUUCGUUUGGGAUUACUGCAAAGUCUUGCCUUACUUUCAGCUAUCUUGGCCUUGUUCUUCUUCUUCUCUGCUGGAAGAAGGAAACAUCUGAAGAUCGAAACUGUGAUGUCCCUUUCCGCAGUAAUAAGUAGCUUAUGAUAAUAAUAAUAAUAAUCAGUUAGUGUGUAAGCCUCUAAUAUCAUUUUGUUGUGUUAUGGCCAUUGGAUUAUAUGGGCUUUGAUGUUUUUUGUUUGACCAUUGAUGAGCCUCUCAUGGCCAUUGAAUUACUGUUUAGUUAUUGAAAGAUUGUGCAUUUUGUAA
Molecule: messenger RNA, 974 nt
Organism: Brassica oleracea var. oleracea
Lineage: Eukaryota; Viridiplantae; Streptophyta; Magnoliopsida; Brassicales; Brassicaceae
Product: F-box protein At5g03970-like
Exons: 1
Source: RefSeq, a predicted model, not a curated record